CAAGGAUAGAGACUCGGAGAACAAAGAUGUUCCAGCAACAUUGAAACCUGUGGACCAAGGUGGAGUAUCUACAAGGAAAAGAAAUAACGAUGACAUGGAAGAUACAAGUGGAGAUGUAAAUGACACGGAUGAUAAAAACGAAGAAGUUACUGACAGUGCCGAGAAAAUCCAUAGGGGUGGAAUAAAAAUGACAGUUGUGAAAGUAGUUGUCAUGACAGUAGGACUGUCUGUAAUUGGCCUUGUUCUGGUUGUAGUAGUUAUAAAUAAUGCACCAACUGAGGAUUGCAGGUCAAGAAAGAAGAAGAAUUGUUUAUUAGCAGGAGAGAAGAACGAGUUGGACGAAGCAGGUGGUGAAAAGUUGAAAAAGCCCCAUGAUAACACAUUAACGCAACUAAUAUUACACAGUUUAAAUGAUCAAAUGAAAUUUGUUGGGGCACUAAUGAGGAAUGGUCUUAUAGAGGGCACAGUGUUCAGGGUCGGUUCUUGCUAUGUGAUGACAGCCUAUCACGUUAUUCAGCCAAUAAUAUGGGAUGAUCAACUUAAUAAAAUGGUUCCUGAACGUCUCUUUUCUAAAAACAUUUUUGUGAACUUCAAUGCAGCUGUGGGAGACUGUCCACGCAUACGCCCACAUAUAAAGAAAAUUUGCUACAUCAAUACAGAGCUAGAUGUUGCAAUUUUAAAGUUAUCCACUAUGAGUGGUGUACCAGCAAAAAUGCUUCUGUGGAAGGGAAACAGUAAUCUUAACAUGGAAAAAGUAUCAGUUAUUGGGUAUGGUCAUCCAAAGGAGCCACUAGCGAAGCAUUUUGAACCACCAUGUGUUGUUAUCAAGAGAGGGGGCAGUGAAGUUCAGGCUGCUCUAGAAUAUUACCACCGGGAAAAAGAGAACUUUAAACUGGCUUUAGGUAACAACACUGAAGUAAUAGAUAAAGGUUAUGGUGGCAUUGAUAAUGCUAAUAAAAUCUUUUUUCAUGGUUUCUUGGAACACGGAGCAUCAGGCUCGCCUCUGUUGGUCUGUAAUGAUCCAAGAUCUGUUUACGUUGUCGGGAUGUUGACCAAUGGACUUCCAGAGUUCUUCUUUCACCUUCCAGCUGGCAAGAAAGGAGACUUUCCACCUGAGCAUAGGUUUCAUAGUGGUAGUCGAAUGCAACUGAUAUAUGAAGAUUUAAUAGAAGUGGAUCGGAAUCUUGCUGAAGAUUUAUUUUGAAGAUUUUAAAUGAAGAAAGUCAGAAAUUACAUAAGCGGAAAAAAAUUCAGUUUGAAGGGGAGUUAGGAAAAGUGGCAGUUAGUAAAAAAAGCUAUAUUAUCUUAACUACAAGCAUGUUCAGAAAUGUACCAUACAGGGAUAUAAUAUACAGGGAUAAAAUUGUACCAUACACGAAUAAAGGCCUGUCAUGACUCAUCCGGUCUUGUGAUACCAGCUGUACAUGUGAAACUGAACAUUUCUCUUUCUGAAAUCUCAGUAUGUUUCAUGAUGCUGUAUUUGUUGUUUGUUUUAGUUAAAAAAAAAACUAACCAUGAUACAAAUAGUAUUGUUAGAUAUAUAUAUUAUAUGAGAUUUAUUUUUAUUUUCACUACACUGCAUUAGUAUGUCAAAUAAUUGUUUUGGAUUUAAUGAUAUGCACCUUUUUAAGUUUUGAAUAACUGCUUUUUACUAAACAUGUACAAAUUUUAAUUGUUUGGGGAAAAAAAUUAAAGAAAAGGCUCUUCUGUUCUCCUUUAAGUAGUUCAUUGUAAAAAAGUAAAUAUAUGCUAUUGAAAAUUUAAAUCUUAAGAUAUUUAAGCAAAAUACAAUGUACAUUAUGUAAUUUAUAUUCUCAAAAGUUCAGGUACAUGCAAUAGACAGGUUUUGGUGUGUUCAUUUUAUGAAUGAAUCUCAAUGUCUUUUUAAAUCAUUAUACAGUGACAAUGGUGAAAUGUAUGCUUUAUGGUUUCUUGGUUUCUUUUAAGUUACUUCCAUGACAUUUUGGUCAAGUCAUCACCUUAGUGCAAUAACUGGUUAACUGGUAUUAAAAUUAGAAGGACAUAACCUGUUCAUGCACUAAGGUGACAAAAAUGUAUAUUAUAUUUUUAGCUCACCUGUCACAAAGUGACAGGGUGAGCUUUUGUGAUCGCUUUUCGUCCGGCGUCCGGCCGUCCGUUCGUCGUCCGUCCGUAAACUUUUGCUUUAAAUGACAUCUCCUCAUAAACCACUGAGCCAAUUUCAUCCAAACUUCACAGGAAUGUUCCUUUGGUGGUCACCUUUAAAAAUUGUUCAAAGAAUUUAAUUCCAUGCAGAACUCUGGUUGCCAUGGCAACCGAAAGAAAAAUCUUUAAAUAUCUUCUUUUAAACAACCCUAAGAGCUAGAGCUUAGAUAUUUGGCAUGAAACAUCUUCUAAUGAGUGUCUACCAAGUUUGUUCAAAUAAAAGCCCUGGGGUCAAAAUUGGCCCGCCCCAGGGGGUCAUAGAUUUUCCCUAUAUGCAUAUAGUAAAAACUUAAAAAAUCUUCUUUUAAAGAACCUAAAGAGCUAGAGCUAAGAUAUUUGGCAUGAAACUACUUCUAGUGAGGGUCUACCAAGUUUGUUCAAAUAAAAGCCCUGGGGUCAAAAUUGGUCCCGCCCUGGGGGGUCAUUGAUUUUCCCUAUAUGCAUAUAGUAAAAACUUAAAAAAUCUUCUUUUAAAGAACUGUAAGAGCUAGAGCUUAGAUAUUUGGCAUGAAACAUCUUCUAGUGAAUGUCUACCAAGUUUGUUCAAAUACAAACCCUGGGGUCAAAAUUGGGCCAGCCCUAGGGGGUCAUAGAUUUUCCUAUAUGCAUAUAGUAAAAACUUAAAAAAUCUUUUAAAGAACCCAAAGAGCUAGAGCUAAGAUAUUUGGCAUGAAACAUCUUCUAGUGAAUGUCUACCAAGUUUGUUCAAAUAAAAACCCAGGGGUCAAAAUUGGCCCCGCCCCAGGGGGUCAUUGAUUUUCCCUAUAUGCAUAUAGUAAAAACUUAAAAAAUCUUCUUUUAAAGAACCCAAAGAGCUAGAGCUAAGAUAUUUAUCAUGAAACAUCUUCUAAUGAGUGUCUACCAAGUUUGUUCAAAUAAAAGCCCUGGGGUCAAAAUUGGCCCUGCCCCAGGGGGUCAUAGAUUUUCCCUAUAUGCAUAUAGUAAAAACUUAAAAAAUCUUCUUUUAAAGAACCCAAAGAGCUAGAGCUAAGAUAUUUGGCAUGAAACAUCUUCUAGUGAGUGUCUACCAAGUUUGUUCAAAUAAAAGCCCUGGGGUCAAAAUUGGCCUCGCCCCGGGGGGUCAUUGAUUUUCCCUAUAUGCAUAUAGUAAAAACUUAAAAAAUCUUCUUUUAAAGAACCUUAAGAGCUAGAGCUUAGAUAUUUGGCAUGAAACAUCUUCUAGUGAAUGUCUAUCAAGUUUGUUGAAAUAAAAGCCCUUGGGUCAAAAUUGGCCCCGCCCCAGGGGGUCAUUGAUUUUCCCUAUAUGCAUAUAGUAAAAACUUAAAAAAUCUUCUUUUAAAGAACCCAAAGAGCUAGAGCUAAGAUAUUUAGCAUGAAACAUGUUCUAAUGGGUGUCUACCAAGUAUGUUCAAAUAAGAGCCCUGGGGUCAAAACUGGCCCGCCCCGGGGGUCAUUGAUUUUCCUUAUAUGUGUAUAGCAAAAACUUAAAAAUCUUCUUUUA
This is a messenger RNA of Ruditapes philippinarum (Manila clam), 3646 nucleotides long. RefSeq lists its product as uncharacterized. The record is from RefSeq and is a predicted model, not a curated record. NCBI's taxonomy places the organism in Eukaryota, Metazoa, Mollusca, Bivalvia, Venerida, Veneridae.